AUGAAGUUCUUGGCGGUAGUGCUUCUGGCGGCCCUUGCUUGGGCUUCUCCUGUCGAGAAGCGAGGGGCGGACGCCGACCCUAGCUUCCCCAUCUAUGGACGUGGUUAUGGCUACCCUAGCUAUUACCAAGGCUACGGCUACCCUUACAGUUACGGUCUCCACCAUGGUCUCGGCCUUCACAAGAGGUCCGCUGAUCCCGAACCUGAAGCCAAUGCAGAACCUUCUUACUUGUACAAUCACCACCGCCCCUACUCUGUAGGCCAUAGCUACGUUCGCCCUUACACCUACGGCCACUCCCACGUCCUCCACAAGAGGUCGGCCGAACCAGAAGCUGAAGCCUCCGUUGUUUACCCGCACACUUACUCCUACAGCCACGCCGCUCCUUUUGUCUCUUACGGCUAUCCCUACUCCUACGGCUAUGGCUACGGCAGGGGCUAUAGAUAUUAACUCUGAAGACACUUCGUCAUUUGCUGUCGUUAUCAGUAUGGAUCUACACUUCGUUCUUGGAUCACUUCAUGCCAGAAUGUAAUAUAUGCUUCCGGGUUUCUCACAUAUUCAAAUC
This is a messenger RNA of Penaeus monodon (black tiger shrimp), 562 nucleotides long. Its product is annotated as shematrin-like protein 1. The transcript has 2 exons. The record is from RefSeq and is a predicted model, not a curated record. Lineage: Eukaryota; Metazoa; Arthropoda; Malacostraca; Decapoda; Penaeidae. Bases 1 to 447 code for a protein of 148 amino acids.